Molecule: messenger RNA, 1872 nt
Organism: Pungitius pungitius (ninespine stickleback)
Lineage: Eukaryota; Metazoa; Chordata; Actinopteri; Perciformes; Gasterosteidae
Gene: prdm14
Product: PR domain containing 14
Exons: 8
Coding region: 1-1803 (600 amino acids)
Biological process (GO): regulation of transcription by RNA polymerase II
Cellular component (GO): nucleus
Molecular function (GO): RNA polymerase II transcription regulatory region sequence-specific DNA binding; protein binding
Source: RefSeq, a predicted model, not a curated record
AUGUCGGUGUCCCUGUCCAGCAUCCCCGUAGUGCUGAAGGACAGAAGCUGCUUCCAAGUCGGCAUGCUGAAGGGCUUCUACGCGGCCCCUCUUCCCAGCCCCCACCACCACCACCACCACCUCCACCACAUGGACUUCCUCCCGCAGACUCACAGCCCCCUCCAUCCGCUCAAGUCCCUCGGCCGUCUGGUCUCGGACACUCGGGCGAACCCGCACGGCGGAGCCCCGCCGCUCCACCACCAGCACCACCUCCACGCGUCGGUGCUGCACGAACACGUGUUGCGCGUCCCCGGCGUCCCCUACCUGAGCCAGAUGUUGCCCGGGCACCCGCUGUACUCACAAAAACCGGAGGAGCUUGCCGCCGUGGUGACCGAGCACGCCGCCGGCCCGCUGUCUUCGGACUUCGGCAGCCCGUCCAGCGGGAGGUCGUCCUGCGCCGCUUCUUCGGCCGCCCCCUCGCCGCCCAAGGAGAGUUCGUUUCGCCUCCGGUCGCCGGAUAAAACGCGCGCGUCUUUUAAUUUCAGCGAGGAGGACUUGUUCACGGUGCUCUACGGUUACUCCGGCGGCCGCGAGCGCACCGUGAGUCACGCCAUAUCAGGACUGGCCCUCCCCGAAAAGUCAGUUUCCGACUCUCACAUUCUCCCACUGGACAGAGAAACACUUGAACUUCCAGACGGAUUAACCGUCGUCCAGGCAUCGUGGGGAAACGUGUCACACUGUGGAGUUUUCACGGACAAAAGCAGCAUCCCUCAAGGCACGCGCUUCGGACCAUUCCAAGGGAAGCUGGUCAAUACCAGUGAGAUAAAAACAUACGACGACAACACCCUCAUGUGGGAGGUGUUCGAAAACGGCCGGUUGAGUCAUUUCGUAGACGGCCGGGGGGCCUCAGGGAACUGGAUGUCCUCGGUGAAGUGUGCCCGCUUCCCGGAGGAACAGAACCUGAUUGCCGUGCAGAUCCAGAAUCAGAUCUUCUACGAGGCUUGCAAAGAGAUCCGACCGGGCCAGGAGCUGCUGGUGUGGUAUGGAGACUGCUACAUGCAGUUCCUCGGCAUCCCCCUCACGCUGAAGGACCCCAGAGAGGGAAACGGCGUGGUUCCCCCCGCUGAAGACUCCGGUGAAGGUUUCAAGUGUGACAGAUGCGGGAAAGUGUUUGCGUACAAGUACUACAGAGACAAGCACCUGAAGUACACGCGCUGCGUGGACCAGGGCGACAGGAAGUUCCCCUGUCACCUCUGCACCAGAUCUUUCGAGAAGAGGGACAGAUUAAGGAUCCACAUCUUACACGUUCACGAAAAGCACAGGCCUCACAAGUGCUCAGUGUGCGGAAAGAGUUUCUCCCAAUCCUCCAGUCUCAACAAACACAUGCGCGUGCACUCUGGAGAACGGCCUUACAAGUGCGUCUACUGCAAUAAGGCCUUCACUGCCUCCAGCAUUCUGCGCACACACAUCCGCCAGCACUCCGGAGAGCGGCCCUUCAAGUGCAAGCACUGCGGGAAGGCCUUCGCUUCACACGCCGCCCACGACAGCCACGUCAGGCGGACCCACGCCAAGGACAAGCCCCACGCCUGCGACCUGUGCGGAGCUUCUUUCCAAGACGAACUGGAAUUUAAAUAUCACAUGAAAAGUCAUACAAACAGCCAAAUCAUGGACAGCACAAUGGUUCCUCCUUCUCCAGGAGGUGGAUUACAGAAGGGCUCCGUGUUUCCAGCGAAGGACAAUCCGAACAUACAGAAGAGCGCCGGACUAAACUUUCCUUACACGGGGAUAACCGUUUUGAAUCCAGAAUAUCGGCCCUGGAACUAAGAAAAACAUUCUAAAUGUGUGUAAUAUUUGAGAUGAUUUGAGAGGUUGGGUCUCUUCGUUUUUCUUCAU